Messenger RNA from Chanos chanos (milkfish), 2152 nucleotides. RefSeq names its product tyrosylprotein sulfotransferase 1 (gene tpst1). Bases 305 to 1423 code for a protein of 372 amino acids. Lineage: Eukaryota; Metazoa; Chordata; Actinopteri; Gonorynchiformes; Chanidae. Gene Ontology annotation, cellular component: Golgi apparatus. Gene Ontology annotation, molecular function: protein-tyrosine sulfotransferase activity. The record is from RefSeq and is a predicted model, not a curated record. The transcript has 6 exons. Gene Ontology annotation, biological process: peptidyl-tyrosine sulfation.
GCGGGGCAGAUCAAUCAAAUGGAAUGUUUGGACAUCGGUAUUCAACGGCUCGGACCUGUUUCCUAACCACCUAGUCGUCUCCUUCCUUCGCUGGAUCGGAUAUAUUAGGCCUCAUGGAGCUUGGCACUCUACGAGAACUGCUUGUGGCAGAUCGGAGUCUCCACUCCUCUCCUCACGACCAGUCCUGAGUAACAGGUGUUUUUCUUCUCCCUCCCCUUUCCCCCCUCUUCCAUCCUUCUCUUUUGCCGUUCCCCUUCCCUUCCUGCCCUUGGCUUCUUCGCUGGCCCUUCCUCCGUGCCCUGAGAUGAUUGGAAAACUGAAGCAGAAUUUGCUGGUGGCCUGCUUGGUCAUUAGCUCUGUCACAGUUUUCUACCUGGGCAGGCAUGCCAUGGAGUGUCACCAUCGCAUCGAGGAGCGAAGCCAGCCAGUCAUGGGCAGCAUCCGUGCCACUUUACGCACUGGCCAGAAUCUCAGCAGUCCUUUCAUUUACAACAAGGACAUGCCUUUGAUCUUCAUUGGAGGCGUGCCUCGGAGUGGCACCACACUCAUGAGGGCCAUGCUGGACGCCCAUCCGGACGUGCGCUGCGGUGAGGAGACCCGUGUUAUUCCCCGCAUCCUGGCUAUGAAGCAGAUGUGGAGCCGGUCUGGCCGUGAGAAGAUGCGCCUGGAUGAAGCUGGCGUUACGGAUGAAGUCCUGGACUCUGCCAUGCAGGCCUUUCUGUUGGAGAUCAUUGUGAAACAUGGUGAGCCAGCAACCUACCUGUGUAACAAAGACCCAUUUGCGCUUAAGUCCCUCUCAUACUUGGCCAAGAUCUUCCCUAACGCCAAGUUCAUUCUGAUGAUCCGAGACGGACGAGCCUCGGUCCACUCCAUGAUCUCCCGCAAAGUGACUAUUGCGGGUUUCGACUUGAGCAGCUACCGGGACUGCCUUACCAAGUGGAACCGCGCCAUUGAGACAAUGUACACGCAGUGCCUGGAGGCUGCGGACAAGUGCUUACCCGUGCACUAUGAGCAGCUGGUCCUGCACCCAGAAAAGUGGAUGAGGACGCUGCUGAAAUUCCUUGACAUUCCAUGGAAUGAGGCAGUCCUGCAUCAUGAGGAACUUAUUGGGAAAGCUGGAGGGGUGUCACUUUCCAAGGUGGAGAGGUCCACGGACCAGGUGAUAAAACCAGUCAACGUGGAGGCCUUAUCCAAGUGGGUGGGCAAGAUCCCAGCGGACGUCCUGAGGGACAUGCCUGUCAUCGCACCAAUGCUCUCCCGGCUAGGGUACGACCCGCACGCUAACCCCCCCAACUACGGCAGGCCGGAUCCCCAGGUCCUGGACAACACUAGAAGAGUCUUUAAGGGUGAAUUUCAGCUACCUGAUUUUCUUAAAGAACAAUCACAGCUCCAGAAAUCUCCAGAAAAGCCAAACCCUAGUUAGGAGGAGGAGGAGGAAGAAAAGCAGCUACCACGUCAUAGAUAGACAGAGCAGGAGAGGAAACAGCAGGACCAAAGUGGACCUUCAGCCCUCCCGCUGCGACGAGGCCUCCAUUUAUGGCCAUUUACACACACACACACACACAUGCACACAGAGGAACAGAUAUGCUUUUACAAACACAGGCCUAUGGACCUGGACCACUCAUUGGACAUCCCCUUUGGCCUUUGAUGUUGUACUGUACACUUGUGGCCUAAGAAUGUUCUAGCUGCUUUUUUUUUUUUUUUUUGUCAUACCAUAUUCAUUGGAAACUUUUUUUUUUUAAAUUUAAAAUUUUCCUGCCUACAUAAAUCUGUGAUUCUGUUCUAAGAAAAUACAGUAAAUUUUGAUUGAAAGGGUGUAUUUAUGGAAGAAAGUUAGCUUUUUUUGAAGAUGCAAUAUCUAUUUUAAUGUUUGAUUUUUUUUUUCUCUCAUGCUUUUGUAAUGUGCAAUUCCUUGGGUACUGAUGAACAAGGUCACAUUUUGACGUAAUGACAGUGUAAAGAUAAGACAUUUUGUACCCUGUACUCAUCAUCGAUUGAUCUUUUGUAUAUGGUGAGCCGUAAUAAAUGAAUUGUCUGUGUUUGAAGGCAGCAGGAUCACAAUAUAUCUCUGUUAAAAGAAAAUUUCAUUGCAAAGAUUACGUGACUGUGUGUCUUCCCCCUUUUUGUACUAAAAUAUAAAACCACACCACCA